Penicillium samsonianum is the source of this 2130-nucleotide messenger RNA. RefSeq lists its product as uncharacterized. The transcript has 2 exons. The record is from RefSeq and is a predicted model, not a curated record. Lineage: Eukaryota; Fungi; Ascomycota; Eurotiomycetes; Eurotiales; Aspergillaceae. Bases 1 to 2130 code for a protein of 709 amino acids.
AUGUCGGAUCCUCCUAAUAUGGGUUUACCCAAAGAAGAAGGGCCCAUUGACACCGAUGUCAAACCCGGAACAGGCGCCCGACGUGCCUCCGGUACCGCCAGGCGGUCGCGUCGUAAGAAGGAUGACGACCCCGACACCAAGACCAAGAAGGAGAAGGAACCCAAAGAAGCUAAAGAGAAACCGGCCCGAGCUCCUCGUCGCCCACGGGAGAAGUCAAACAACACUGCUUCUCGGAAAAAGCCCAAGCUAGAACCUGCGGCAGAGGAAACGAGGCCCGCUCCGGUAGACGCCCGAAGCCCUCCACACGCCCCUGCAACGCCUCAACCUGCUCAGCCCGCUCAAUCAACUCAACCUACUCAAAUAGCUCAACCUCAACCUGCUCAACCUCAACAUCCUCAACCUGCUCCAAAUUCAUACUCAAAUUCACACCCUCCUACAGCUCCAGGAGCUUCGUAUCAGCUGUCGCAACCCUCUCGCCCACAAUCGCAAUCGCAACCUCCAGUGCCCCAACCACCACCUCAACGAACCAGCGGACAAAACUUCGACCCCAUUCGCUCUGCGUUUGACAAUCCAUCUCCGGCACCAUCAUAUAGCCCUCCUGCUCGCGCAAUCUCUCCUCGCAAUGCUUAUCGUGCCAGUGCCUCGCCGGCGAUCUCAAGCAUCAUCGACCCACCAGCCCAGAACUCUCAGCCAAUAUACAACACGCUUCAACGAUCCUCCUCUGGCCAUGUAUCCGGCCUCUCUUCACCGGCACCGCCUGCGAUGGUUCCCACGCCCUCACAUCCGUCCUUAGCACCAUCGCCCCUUCCCGUUUCCUCUGCUUCCCGUGGAGCCAUGCACAUCCCGCAGGCCAUGUCGCAGUCCACCCCCUACACCACCCCAUACCCACCUCCCGAGCAGCGGCCGGCACCACCACAGACUCCUAAACUCGAACUGUCUCCGCCGGCGGUGCGCCAACCUCAACCUCCCGCGCAACCCGAGCCCGCUCUGCAGCCGACUCCGCCCAGACAACAACCAGCCGAAUCAAUGGAGAUCGACCCCACAGAGCAGCCCGCACCCAGCGCCAAAAAAGAAAAAAGCACAUCUACUGCACCGGCAUCAAAGGCCUCAUCUCCCAAGCCAGCUCGACCUGCCAAAGAAGCCCCUCAUCUACCUCAAGGAUCUGGCUUGAUCACAAACGCGCUGUUCGGCGGAGGGGAUGAUUCUGCAAAGUCGCCCGACUCGCGUAGCACACCCAACAUCAUCGUUCAUGUUCCGCUACAAAAGGGCAACCAGAUUGUCAACUUUGCACGGCUUGCAGAAGAGCAAUAUGGCUUCGCUGCCUUGCACCCUCGUCUGGCCGCUCACAAAGCGCGCAUGGCUCGUGUGGCAGCUGCCGGGGCCGCGUUGGAACGAAAUGAUAAGAAUGCCAAAGGAAUCUCUGCCGGCGAGAGUGCCGACGAGGACCUGAGCCUCGAUGCGGAACGCGAUAGUGAUAUGGAUGGCGAUGUUCCCAUGGGCGGCACUGGCGCGGGAACCAACGGUGCACCCUCAGAAGCUAGCGAUGGAAAGAAGAAGCGACGCAAGAAGGUCGAGGAAUAUGACCGUGAUGAUCCAUUUGUGGAUGACACCGAAAUGGUGUGGCAGGAGCAGGCUGCUGCCAGCAAGGACGGGUUCUUUGUCUACAGUGGGCCACUGGUCCCGGAGGGAGAAAAGGUCCAGGUGGAACGCGCCGAUGGUACAAUCAAACGUGGCCGUGGCCGUGGGCGAGGAACAGGUCGGAGCCGGACCGUGACCUCGCACCCGCACGUUCCUAUUGCAGCUGCCGUGCCCGUCUCCCAAGAUACUGGCCUGCCAUUACGUGGACCCGGCUCUCGGGGUGGCACCUCGCGCCGUCCGCGAGGGAACAAGAAGACCGAUGGCGGCAGCGACCGCGCUGCUAACGCUGCAUCUGCUGCCCAUGAAGGCCGAGGUGGCCGUGGUGGCGGCAAUGGGACCUCUAGCCGCGGUGGAACUAACAGCUCUCGGGGUGGAAAGUCGUCUAUAUCGAUCCCGAUGCAAGACCUUGCUCCUGCACCAUCGACCCCGAGUGUUGCCCAUGGACCCCCUGCUCCCAGUCCGCUAGCUGGCCCAGAGCUCAUGAUGAAAUAG